AUCUCUGGGGGGAAGGGAGUGGAGCUGCUGGUUGCUGUGCCCCGCACAAAGAUGGUGGAGGAGAGGGGCGGGAGAGCGGCAUCGGCGCGCUGUCCGGUCCCGGGUGCUUCAAGGCUUCAACAUGUCUCACACGAUUUUGCUAGUUCAGCCCACCAAGAGGCCUGAAGGGAGAACAUAUGCUGAUUAUGAGUCAGUAAAUGAAUGUAUGGAAGGUGUUUGUAAAAUGUAUGAAGAGCAUUUGAAGCGAAUGAACCCAAACAGUCCAUCCAUCACAUAUGAUAUAAGUCAGCUCUUUGAUUUCAUCGAUGAUUUGGCUGACCUCAGUUGCCUUGUUUAUCGAGCAGAUACUCAGACAUACCAACCCUACAACAAGGACUGGAUCAAGGAGAAAAUUUAUGUCCUGCUGCGAAGACAGGCCCAGCAAUCAGGAAAAUAAGUGGAGCCCAGUCCCUGUGUUGAAAUGAGCUGGUGCAGGUGGUUAUACAGAAAGCACAUCUGGAGUACACAGAGCUGUGAGCCCUCACUCUACAGGAGACUUGAACAGUGUUGCACAGCAUCAGAAUACACCUUUAGUGAAUAAAAAUCCUACUUUUCAUACUGACCUGUAGUAGAUGUUAGACGGUGGUUUCAAGUGCAGUUUUGAAUUUUCAGUGACCAUUGCAAGCAGCAUAUAAUGACAUACUCUGCAUUUAGUUAGUGGAUACCUCGAAGGCUUGCUUUUGGAUGCCUCGUCUUAACUUGCUGCUACUGUGUUUCCAGUCCAUGGUGUUUUGUUGUAAACAAACAGAGUAAAGCAAUUUGCACUGGCAUUUUGGAAGAAGUGCAUGAAAUAACAUAGGUUGAAGGGUUCUGUAUGCUGUGUAGUGUAAUUAAUGCAACUUUUGUAAAGUUUGAGCAAUAAAACUUGAUGUUGUACCUUCA
Messenger RNA from Pristis pectinata (smalltooth sawfish), 921 nucleotides. RefSeq names its product enhancer of rudimentary homolog. NCBI's taxonomy places the organism in Eukaryota, Metazoa, Chordata, Chondrichthyes, Rhinopristiformes, Pristidae. The record is from RefSeq and is a predicted model, not a curated record. The transcript has 4 exons. The coding region runs from base 122 to 436 and encodes 104 amino acids.